AUGAGGCCGGCACCGUUACCCAGGCCUUGGCACGCGGAAGAAACUGCACUGGGGCUCAUCGUGUUUCUUCCGCAGAUCCGGUGCGGCGACGGGAAAAUUUUCUGCGAGCGAGCUCUUCCCACCCGCGCCCCGACCCUCGCUCCCGCCAUUCUCCCGUAUAUCUCCCACCCUUGCUUUUCCAUCCAGGCCCAAUCCGCACCACCCCUGCUCCAAUCGUGGCUCCUCUCGCCGGUGCUUCUCCGACGGAACCAGAUGCUGACCAGGGAGAAGAGAAGUGGAGCGAGCGAGCGGAAGGUGCCGCCGCCGCCAUCACCAGCACCACCACCACAGCCAGUUCCAGCGGGAGCGCCGCCGCCGCCGUUCCCUUCGGUUCCUGCGGGAGCGCCGCCGCCGUUCACUUCGGGUCCUGCUGGGCAACUGCCGCCGGCACCUCUUGCUGCAGGAUGGGGAGGUUAUGUUAAUUUCUCUUCUGACCACUCUCCUGACCCAACAAGCAACAUCUCUGAUGACUGGGAUGACUUCCUCGCCGAGGAGGGAAUUUUUGAUGAUGUCAUCGAUGAGGCAACUCAAGUUCUGAUGUCAAGCUUAGAAGAUCUGCAUGAAGCUGCGUAUGAUCCUCGAAGUGCUCCAAGGAAGUACAUCAGAAGGCCAAGGGAGCAGUACCAUCAGCAUCUGGUUGAUGAUUAUUUCUCAGAUAAUCCUCUGUACCCGCCAAAUGUUUUUCGACGGAGAUUCCGUAUGUCCAGGCCACUCUUUCUACGCAUCGUUGAUGAGUUAGGAAAAUGGUCUGAUUAUUUCAUUACAAAGUUGGAUGCUCUUAAUCGUCAAGGCCUAACACCACUGCAGAAAUGCACGACGGCUAUUCGUCAAUUGGCUAAUGGUAGUGCUGCAGAUCAUCUAGAUGAAUAUUUAAAAAUUGGUGACAGUACUGGAUUAGAGGCGAUGAAGAUGUUUGCUGAAGGUGUUAUCGCAGUUUUUGGUGGACACUAUUUGAGGCACCCUACUGUGGAAGAUGCUGAGCGUUUGCUUAAAAUUGGCGAGAGUCAAGGUUUUCCUGGCAUGUUCGGUAGUAUUGACUGUAUGCAUUGGCAGUGGGAAAGAUGUCCCAAUGCAUGGAAGGGCCAAUUCACUCGGGGUGAUCAAAAAGUCCCAACCAUAAUACUUGAGGCCGUGGCUUCUCAUGAUCUUUGGAUUUGGCAUGCAUUCUUUGGAGUUGCUGGUUCUAAUAAUGAUAUCAAUGUUCUUAACCAAUCAACUCUAUUUAUUGAAGAGCUAAAGGGGCAAGCUCCUCAAGUGCACUACGCGGUCAAUGGAAAUCAGUACAGUACUGGUUAUUAUCUUGCUGAUGGAAUAUACCCUGAAUGGGCUGUAUUUGUGAAGAGCAUAUCCUUGCCGAUCACGGAGAAGGACAAAUUAUUUGCACAGGAACAAGAAUCGAAGAGAAAGGAUAUUGAACGAGCAUUUGGUGUCUUGCGACGUCGCUUUUGCAUUUUGAAGAGACCAGCUCGUCUACAUGAUCGAGGACAACUUGAGAAAGUUGUGCUAGCGUGCCUCAUACUUCACAAUAUGAUAGUCGAAGAUGAAAAAACAAAUGACAAUAUUGAAGAGGAUCUUGAUUUGAACGAGGCUCCAAGUACAACGACUGUUCAUGCACCAGCGUUCUCCCCUGAAGAUUAUGUCACAUUUGAAAGAGUACUAGAGAAGGAUGCUGAUAUUCGAGAUAGCUCAACCCAUAAACAACUUAAGAAGGAUUUGAUUGAGCAUAUUUGGAGAAGGUCAAGGGCCCGCCGAAACACAUCUUGA
Molecule: messenger RNA, 1803 nt
Organism: Panicum virgatum (switchgrass)
Lineage: Eukaryota; Viridiplantae; Streptophyta; Magnoliopsida; Poales; Poaceae
Exons: 2
Coding region: 1-1803 (600 amino acids)
Source: RefSeq, a predicted model, not a curated record